This is a messenger RNA of Lathyrus sativus (Indian pea), 711 nucleotides long. The record is from the annotation of a GenBank genome assembly. Lineage: Eukaryota; Viridiplantae; Streptophyta; Magnoliopsida; Fabales; Fabaceae.
AUGAUAUCAUUUACCAUGGGUGCUCUCCCUGUCCUCAAGAGGCUUUUUAUUGAGGGUUGUAAAAAUCUGAAAUCAAUAUUAAUUGCAGAAGAUGCGUCGCAGAAGAGUCUCUCAUUUCUUAGAAGCGUGAAAAUAUGGGAUUGUAAUGAACUAGAGUCAUUUCCUCCAGGUGGAUUGGCCACUCCAAACCUCGUUUACUUUGCCGUGUGGAAGUGUGAGAAGCUUCUUUUACUACCAGAAAUGGAAAUUGAUAAUCUACCAAAUCUUCAAGCAUUUGUCAUAGAUGAUUUGCCUAGCAGCUUACAAGAACUGACUGUUGGUUCUGUUGGAUGGAUUAUGCGGAGUACUGGGCCAACAUGUGAACAUCUCACCUGUCUUGUAGUGUUGCGAAUUAACAGAAAUGAUUCUGUGAACAUGCUGAUGUGGCCUUUUCUACCUGCAUCGCUUUUGACACUAUGCAUCUAUGAUCUUAAUGAUACAGUCAUUGAUGGGAAGUGGUUUCAACAUCUAAACUCUCUUCAAAAACUUGAGAUUGUUAAUGCUCCCAAACUCAAGUCGUUGCCAAAAGAGGGAUUGCCUUCCUCUCUGUAUGUAUUGAGUAUCACUUGUUGUUCGGUACCGGAAGCAAGUUUGCAAAGGAAGCGAGGGAAAGAAUGGCGUAAGAUUGCUCGCAUUCCCUUCAUAAUCAUCAAUGACAAAAUAAUCACAUGA